Acanthamoeba castellanii str. Neff is the source of this 1848-nucleotide messenger RNA. RefSeq names its product GTPase activating Rap/RanGAP domainlike 3, putative. Gene Ontology annotation, cellular component: cytoplasm. The transcript has 15 exons. Gene Ontology annotation, biological process: regulation of small GTPase mediated signal transduction; activation of GTPase activity. The coding region runs from base 1 to 1848 and encodes 615 amino acids. The record is from RefSeq and is a predicted model, not a curated record. Gene Ontology annotation, molecular function: GTPase activator activity. Lineage: Eukaryota; Discosea; Longamoebia; Acanthamoebidae.
AUGCUCCGCAAACCCGACUCGGCCCUCGCCCUUGGCCUGUUCGAGCACUACUUCAAGCUCGAGGUGCCGGGCGGCGGAGGCGGCGCUGUGGAAAGGCAGGCGUUCCUGAUCCCUCAGACCUAUUCGGUGGACCAGGUCAAGAGACAUGUGUUCAAGUACGGAGACGGCUUCGGCGACCUCUGCCCCGACGACUUCCAGCUGGGUAUCGCCGACGACCAGCGCUUUACGAUCGAGUUUGCCGUGUUCGUGAAGGCUCACCCGACGAUCGUGGAGUCCUUGAAGAACGGCGAAGCUGCUGUGGUCUCACUCUUCCCCUCUACCACCGGCAGCUGGACAGGCGACACCUUUCGCCGAAGGUCGCAGACGCUGCAGAGGAUGGAGGCGCAGACCGCGGAGAAGGGCUCCCGAAUCUUGUCGACGGCGGCCAAGUUCGGCGGGACGACCAUCAUCCAGCCCGUCCACAAGAAGUCCCUCAGCGAUGAGCUGAUCGACCGCGCGUUUAACUCCGAGCUCUACCGUGGCCCUACCGACCAGGGAGGCUCCCCCGAUUCCAAGGCCGGUUGGCGCAAAACUCGACCCACCACCUUCUUCGCCCAGGGUGCCGCGGAGGGGUUGGUUCCUAAUGCCACCGCCCAAUCGCCGGAAGCCCUGAUGGCAACCUACGACAGGAACAAUGCACCGAUCGUCAUCGUCUGCCCGGGCUACCUGGUCGAGAACGAUGCCUCGUCGGCACACGUUCGCCCCACCAACGGGUCACAUUGGAAGCUGUGCCAAAUCGACGCGCGGCAGCUGCGACUGGAGGAAACCAUCUACGACGCCUGCAGCUACAACCGAUUCUUUUACUCCAAGCACCAUGUCAACUUUGGCGGGGUGCACAAGACGGAAGGGCCGCUAGUGGUGUCGCUCCUCAAAACGCCGGUCAACGUGGCAGCCGACGAUGCCGCUGUACAGAACAUCGACAGCAACAGCUCCUCUUUCAAGACCAAGGCGCAGCGAUUCCGCGUCCUCGUGUGGUCUAAAUACGGAGAGAAGCAGGCACUCGUAGCGUGGAGCCAGCGACUCCUGGGCGCCAGCAGACCGCCAGGCAAGCGCCUCCUUAAAGCGCUGCAAAGCACAAGCCCUGAAUUCUUGGGCCAGGAAAAGGUGGCCGAGGAGUUGCUCGAGAUGGAGCUGAAGCAGGUGGUGUCCAACUACAAGUUUGGCAUCCUCUACGCCAAGGAGGGACAGUACAGGGAGACCGACAUGUUCUCCAACGAACACGGGAGCGAAGCGUUCGAGCACUUUCUCUCGAUGAUCGGUGACAAGAUUGCUCUCGAGGGGUGGACACAGUACCGAGCGGGCCUCGACGUCCGCAUCAAUGCGACGGGCACGCACAGCGUGUACACAACGUGGGAAGACUAUGAAGUGAUGUUCCACGUGUCGACGUACCUGCCCUACGACGACAAGAACCGCCAGCAGCUCGAGCGGAAGCGGCACCUCGGCAACGACAUCGUCGUGCUCAUCUUCUCCGACGGCAACACGCCCUACCUGGCCAACGCCAUUAAAUCCGAAUUCAACCAUGUCUUCAUCGUCGUGCAACCCGUCAAGCUGCCCAGCGGCGCGGUGGCCUACAGAGUGGGCACCACGUACAAGGAGGGAGUGAAGAGGUGCACGCCCCACCUGCCCGACCCCAACGAAUACGUCUUCGCCCACGGACCCGCGUUCCGCGAGUUCCUCCUCACCAAACUGAUCAACGCCGAGCGGGCCGCCUACUGCGCGCCCUCCUUCGCGGCCAAGAUCAACCGAACGAAGACGAUGCUCCUCGAGGGCCUCCUCAGCGACUUCCCUCCGCCCGUGAGCGGCAGCUGA